Molecule: messenger RNA, 405 nt
Organism: Mytilus californianus (California mussel)
Lineage: Eukaryota; Metazoa; Mollusca; Bivalvia; Mytilida; Mytilidae
Exons: 1
Coding region: 1-405 (134 amino acids)
Source: RefSeq, a predicted model, not a curated record
AUGGGAGGUAGAGGUGGUUCUGCAGGAAGAACAAGGAAUAGCGAAAUAGGUGGUGUGGAGAAUAUCACCUGUCAGGAUAACCAAGAUAGUUCACACAACAUACCACUAAAUGGUGGCCGUGAGGAUAAUGAAGGCCAUGGGGGUAAUGGUGGCGGUGGAGGUAAUGGUGGUAAUGGAGGACAAGGUGGUAAUGGUGGUCGGGGUGGAGGAGGGGGUAAUGGAGGACAUGGUGGCAAUGGAGGACAUGGCGGUAAUGGUGGUGGUGGAGGUGGGGGUAAUGGAGGCCAUGGGGGUAAUGGUGGUAGUGGCGGUAAUGAGGAUGUUUGGAAUGACGGUAAUGGAGGCGAUGGUGGUGGUAUUGAAGGACAUGACGAUGAGUGGUGGUGUUGGCGUUGGGGUAAUUAA